Molecule: messenger RNA, 2653 nt
Organism: Stylophora pistillata
Lineage: Eukaryota; Metazoa; Cnidaria; Anthozoa; Scleractinia; Pocilloporidae
Product: protein sidekick-2-like
Molecular function (GO): protein binding
Source: RefSeq, a predicted model, not a curated record
AAUCAACAUUGAGUAGAAAUGUCACUGGGCUUGAUGAAUACACAGAAUAUGAAUUUCAAGUCCUGGCGUAUACUUCUGAUGGUAAUGGACCAAAGAGCCCUGUUGAGGUGGAGAGAACAAAUGAAGCUGCUCCAUCACAAGCCCCAAGCAGCUUCAGUGUGAGUGCAGUUACAUCUACAAUUAUCACAGCAUCCUGGCAGUUACCACCAGUAGGUUCCAGAAAUGGAAUAAUUAAAGGAUUCAGACUGUUUUACAAAAAGAGAGGCACUAAGGGAUCAACGACCAUCUUGCCUAUAAAGAAUGGAACAGCAUUAAGUACAGAUGUCAGUGGGCUUGACAUUUACACAGAAUAUGAAUUUGAAGUGUUGGCCUUCACUUCAGCUGGUGAUGGACCAAAGAGUUCUCCUGUAGUGGUCGUGAGAUCCAGGAAAGAUGGUUGUGUUGAGUUCAAUCUUGGAAUGGAGGAUGGAAGAAUUCCAGACAGUCGAAUAAGUGCCUCUCCUUUCAGCACACCAGCCAAAAAUGGUUGACGGAACUACAUAUCAGGAUCAUCAUGGUGUGCAGGAACAAGUGCCACUAACCCAUAUCUACAGAUUGAUCUACAGACACCUCACUUCAUCUGUGCUGUGUCUACUCAAGGGAAUUCUAAAGGAGAUCAGUGGGUGAAGACUUACAGACUACAGUUAUCCACAGAUGGGACAAAUUGGGCAGACUACAUGGAAGGUGGACAAGUCAAGGUUUUGAGAGGUAAUGAUGAUAGGAACUCAGAAGUGAAGCAUGUUGUUUAUGGAGUGUUAACAAGAUAUGUGCGAUUCAUGCCAAAAACUCACCAGGGUGGGGUGUGUAUGAGAACAGAGGUAUUUGGAGUGAAACAAAAGCCAACUUGUGAUAUGAAUGCUAUAGGUUUGGAAGAUGUUGGUAAAAUUCCAGAUAGCAGCUUCACAGCCUCGUCACAUUUUAGUGUGGUAUAUGCAGCAAAAAAUGGCAGACUGAAUAACAGUAGAGCAUGGGGGUCGAAGGAUAACGUUGAUGUUGAUGACUACCUACAAAUUGAUCUGUUGUAUGAGUAUAUUAUCUGUGCCAUAGCCACUCAAGGAAAUCCAAAAAGUAAUUCAGAUGCACAAGACUGGACCACAUAUUACAAGAUUGGUUUAUCACUAAAUGAUACCACUUUUUACACCUACAAAGAAAACAAUAAUGUGAAGGUUUUUCCUGGAAACACAGACAAAGACAGCAUCGUAAAAAACAGUCUAAAUGAAUCCUCAAGUGCAAGAUACAUCCGCCUCGUGCCAACACAACAACAUCGCCAUAAAAUUUUGAGAGUGGAGGUAUAUGGAAUACUUCUAAGUAAAGUGCCUUCACAACCCCCUACUGCCUUCAAGUUGACUGCAAUUUCUUCUACCAGCAUUACAGCUUCCUGGCAGUUACCACCAGUCUUUGCCUGGCAUGGAAGAACCAUCACAGGGUUUAAAUUGUUCUACAAAAAGGUUUAUGGUAGGUCAGCAGCAACCUUGACUAUAAUAAGCAGUGGAUCAAUACUAAGUAGAAAUGUCACUGGGCUUGAUAAGUACACAGAAUAUGAAUUUCAAGUCCUGGCAUAUUCAUCUGAUGGUGAUGGACCAAAGAGCCUUGUUGAGGUGGAGACAACAAAGGGAGAUGGAGAGUGUGUUGAGUUUGAUCUAGGAAUGGAGAGUGGAAAAAUUCCAGACAGUAGAAUAAGUGCUUCUUCUUCCAACACACCAGCCAAGAGUGGUCGACUAAACUACGCAUUGGGAGCAUCAUGGUGUGCAGAAACAAAUGACACUAACCCAUAUCUACAGAUUGAUCUACAGACACUUCAUAUCAUCUGUGCUGUGUCCACUCAAGGGAAUUCUCGGGCAGAUCAGUGGGUGAAGACCUACAAACUACAAUUAUCCACAGAUGGGACAGCUUGGACGGAGUAUAGGGAAGGCGGACAGGUCAAGGUUUUAGUGGGGAAUGAGGAUGGAAACUCGACUGUCAAACAUGUUCUAUAUGGAACGUUAACAAGAUAUCUUCGAUUCCUGCCACAAACACACCAGGGUGGCGUCUGUAUGAGAACAGAGGUGUUUGGGGUGAAUCAGAAGACAAUUUGCGAUUUACAGGCUAUUGGUUUGGCCAGCGGUGCUAGGAUUUCAGACGACAGCUUGUCAGCCAGUUCAAUAUUUAGUGGCAGAUAUGCAGCUAAAUAUGGCCGUCUUAAUGGAAUAAGGGUAUGGGAACCUAAGACUACAACUGAUCCUGAUGACUACCUACAAGUUGACCUACUCUAUGAGUAUGUUAUCUGUGCUGUAGCUACUCAAGGAAAUCCGCCAUCCCAAUCGUCAGCUCUAGAAUGGACCACAGAGUACAAACUAAGAUUUUCACUCAAUGGUACCACAUUUCUUCCUUAUAAAGAAAACAACAUUGACAAGAUCUUUCGCGGAAAUUCAGGAAAAACUGACACAGUGAAAAACAGUCUGGAGGAAAUUUGCAAGCGCAAGGUUUAUCCGCUUUCAGCCGACGGCAUAUCAUAAAUACAAGGCUCUGAGAGUGGAAGUUUAUGGAAUACCUCUGACUAAAGUUCCAUCGAAACCUCCCACUGCUUUCAAGUUGACUGCAAGCUCUUCUACCAGCAUUACAGCAUCCUGGCAGC